GAUGAUGAUGAUGAGGAGGAGGAGGAGGAGGAGGAGGAGGAGGAGAAACACGGCGUCGUCUGUUGGAGGAGAGGAUUAUCUCCUCCGCCCGGCGGCGGGACUAUCGUUGCCAUGGGAUGUCCGACUUCUGAGUGUCGCGACGGGCCCAUGCGUGUUGCCGGCCAGCUCUUGUCACCACCGCUCGUGGGGCCGUCUGACUUUGCCGUCAACCCGCGCAGUCCAGCCGCCUUUAGAGACUUGGCGCCCGGAGGACCGGUGCGUGGUUGUCCAGUCUUCGAGUGCAUCGACAUGGCGGCGUCUGCAGAGGAAGAUGUGAAAGGGACACGAAGAUGCUUUUUAUUGGGUCUGCAGGCAGUUGUUCCUAGGACGGUUGCCCACGAAGCCGACUCUUUGAGAAUCUUGCCACCUGCUAGUACACGCACAAGCACACAAGAUACAGCAUGUUUGUUUCUAUGUGAAGUUGAGCAAUUUGCCCCAAUUGAGGCUGAGGCAGAAGAUACUUUCUAA
Molecule: messenger RNA, 507 nt
Organism: Protopolystoma xenopodis
Lineage: Eukaryota; Metazoa; Platyhelminthes; Monogenea; Polystomatidea; Polystomatidae
Source: the annotation of a GenBank genome assembly